AUUUGCGCUGCUCGCAAGUGUACGCCCACGGUGUCUGUAUAUCUUUUCUGCUGCAUGUAUACGUUCCUCAUUUUCUCAUCUCGCGUCGAAGCGACCGAGCUCGUGUUGUCGGUCGCAGGUUUGUGCAACUACACCAUCCAUUCUUGCUAAGCAUGGCCACAAAGAACAAGUGCAAUUAAUCGAUGACAAUCGGCAUCGACAGUGGGAAAAGUUGGUUCACCGCCGGCAGCAAAAAUACGCAUGAGCGCUUCCCAACUUCUUAGCUUCUUCCAACGGCAACUUCGCUGCGCGUAUACGCUACCGUGUUCUACCCGUAUUCUUUUUUUGUGUUCGUUUUUCCGGAGUGCGUGAAAAGGCCCAGAAAAUUUGAUUCUGGUUGGGUGGGUUUAGAGCAGUGUGCGUCCGCGCAGGCAUGUGUGUGUGAGUGUGUGUUUGUGUAGGGAAAAAGGACUGUGGAGAGCGUGUCGGGUUUGGCUGACGAGUUUUCCUAGAUGCUGGUGCCGAAAGGUGUCGAAAUCGCGGCAGUGUACCAGGUGCACGGCAAAACGGUUGGUUGUGUAGACGCAUCGUGAAGAAGAAGAAGGUGAAAAUACGCAGGGGAAGAUUUCUCAAUGGUUGUCGUUUGCUGUCAGCAAGAUGAUUUGGUAUGCACAGAGGGUGCAAAGUGUAUAAAAGUGUUAUUUCCGUGAGCACCUAGUUGGCGUAUCCGGACGGCGCACGGGCGGGGAGGACGAGGCGUUCGGUUUCUGCGACGCGAUUCCGGUGAGAGAGAGGAAACGUCAAUCGCUGAUGGACACAGACGCAUCUUGAGUGUUUCCUGUUGUUAACCGGAGUGCCACAAAAAUAUGGCCGUUGCCGCCUGCCUGAAAGCAACCCAGUCAACCGUCGUCUAUUCUGGUCAGCACCAACCAUUGCAUCUGGUAGGAAUGAACGGCGUCGGCAACGUCGGCAUCGCCGGUGGUCACUUGCAAAGUCAGCUGACGCGCUCGCUGGAGCGCAUCCUGGAGGAUGCGCAUCUCAGCGGGGAGCUGAAGCUGAGCGGACGCAAGCUGAAGGACUUUCCGAAGGCAGCGGGGAAGUACAACCUCAGCGACACGGUUAUUGCAGAUCUGUCGAGAAAUCGAUUCUGUGAACUACCAGAAGACAUUACAUGUCUCGCGUUUUUAGAGCGCCUUUUGGUCUACCACAACACGAUCCGGUCUGUGCCGGAAACGAUACGUGGACUGCAUUCUCUAACUUAUUUAGAUUUAAGAAACAAUCAACUAUCGGUUUUGCCGCGCGAAAUCUGUGCUCUACCUCUUCAGGUUUUACUCGUCUCGAACAAUCGCCUUGCUACAUUGCCCGACGAGCUCGGUCGAAUGGAGAAGCUGACGGAGCUCGAUGCGGCUUGCAAUCAGAUAACACAUCUUCCAGCGCGAAUGGGUGAUCUUCGCAACAUGCGUUCGCUAAAUUUGCGCAGCAAUCAGUUAGUUUACCUGCCUCGUGAUCUCACCUGCCUGGAGUUGGCAUUUUUGGAUAUCAGCAGCAACAAGAUCGCUACCUUGCCGGUAGAACUCCGGCACAUGACCUCGCUUGUGGAUUUGGAACUUUCGAACAAUCCACUCACCUCUCCACCAGCUAGCCUAUGUGUACGCGGAUUGGUGCAUGUCUUCAAGUAUUUGGAAACGGUAGCGUCGCGGGAGGAAAAAUCUAAAACGGGUAUCGAUGGCCAUGCAACAUUACGACGUACGGCUCUUUCGGCAAAGAAUUCCAGCAGUUGUUUGCUGGACAGCCAACAGCGGAAUCGGAGAGCAAACGUCGACUCUGGAUACUGUACUAGUGAUGGUGGGUUCGAUGGUAAGCGUUGGAAGUAUGAGGAAGAUGCGCACAAUUUCACCAUUUCAUCGUCAAAAUGGUCCCCCACUCCACUGCACCCGGGUUGCACGGUUAUGCCAGCCAAUGGUAGUAACCAUAAGAUUGCUUCUAAUCCUUCCUCAGGUGGACAACAUGUCGCUCUGGCAACUCAUCCGAACCACGGUGGUCCACAUGAAUCUACAGUAGAUACUGCCGUUGCUGGAACAACGGGGGGUAGCAAUGAUGUGUGUUGGGAAGAAGAAUUUCGGAAGAAUGCGACGUUUCAGGAACAUCAUCCGGAUCGCAAGCAGUUAUCGAACAACAAUAGCAAUGAUAUAUCGCCUGAAGGAGACAUAACACCCGAUGGCACAAAGACGGAUGACAAAGGCCGUACACUAUCCAAUUAUCAGACGUAUCGCGAGUACAAGGAAGCAUUGCGUCAGCAGCGUAAUCUUGACUCAGUCUACCGAUCCAAAGAUCAUCCGCUGACACCAGAUAGUGCUGGAUCGGCGACGGACUCACCGGUUAGCAAUGUUUCGCCGUACACAAAAUCUAUCUCGUCAUCCUCGGUUUAUAGCAGCAGCAGCCAAAGCUCUCCAGUAUCGCCACAUCAUACAAUAGGCGUGCAAAAAAUGAACCAAAUUAAUGCAAACCCGAAUAGCAGCUACCACAUGACUGGGGCGACUGGCACCCAUUCAAGUCCUUUGCUUUCGCCAAAUCGAAACGGUAGUCAAGGCACGACAGUUGAUGAUAGUACUGGAGGUACUCCUAAUAAGCGACCGGUGCAGAAAGUCAUACCAUCUCGCAACAUUGGCUCAUUACAUCAUAAUCAAUCACCUACGCAUUUAAAUGGCAAUCAUCAUGCGUCAGGAGCAGCUUCCACUAGUGUUUCUAAUGGAUCCCAUGGUAAAAAUGCUCUUUCAAACGGUGCUGGAAAAGGAUCUUUGUCUUCAGCAAAUGGAAGUGUCAACAACGAAUACGCUUAUGUGAAACCAAAUAGCCCAUGCAAGUCGACAAGUGGGGUAUUGGCGCACAAUAAUAUUCCUCCUUCGUCGAUACCAAAGCCAACGGCUCCAAGUAGUGGAGGACUAGGCUCACCGGGAGCUACUCAAAAACCGUUAACAGCGACAGUAGGUUACGUAAAUAAUGCUAAACCGGGACAGAAAGCAAAUAAGACUGUCUCGUGGAAUCGUGACGUGCCUACCGAAAAGUUGAGCUUUACCAUGCGUCGGGAGUUCGAUAAGCAGAAGGAGGAAACUGAACUCAUUGAGCAACUGCGGCAAAUUAUUGAAACCCGCUUGAAAAUGUCGCUUCCGCAAGACAUUGCACCUGCGUUAAUGGAUGGUGUCGUGCUAUGCCAUCUUGCAAAUCUUGUUCGACCAAGAUCUGUUGGCAGCAUUCACGUCCCUUCUUCAGCUGUGCCAAAAUUAACCAUGGCUCGAUGUCGAAGAAACGUGGAUUAUUUUCUGGAUGCUUGUCGAAAAAUUGGCGUAGAUGAGGAGUUGAUUUGCUCCUGCCAGGACAUCGUUCCACCAACCGUGGCCGAAUCCUCGUCAACACCGUUGGAGGAUAAUGAUCGGAAGGCGGGAUAUGAUGAUGGACAUGGAUCACAGGAAACAAGUCCUACGCCAAGACCUCCUAAUCCGUUAGCGAUGUAUCGUACGAUCGCAGCAUUGCUGAGUUUGCCGGUGGCUCAGAGCGUAUCACCACCUUCACCAUCACCACUUGGGUUUCUUCGUCGUCCUCGAUCACCACCACCACCGCCACCGCCAACAACGCAAUCCGUAUCAGCCAUAACAGCUGCUGCAACCAACACCAACAGCUCAACAGAGCCAGAGACAAAUUUAAAUUGUGAAAUAAUGGAAUCGUAUGGUUUUUCGACUGUAGGCAUAUUAGAUCAGCAGGGUUCGCAAAUAGUCGGUGACCUAGCAACCACCGGUGAGAAGAUGUUCGAGUAUUCGGACCAACCUACUCAAAGGUCGUACCGUGGCAGUGAGGAUCAUCGGAAUGUUCCAGUGACAUUGGAUCUUCCCAAGAGUAGUGUUAAACCUGCUAGAAAACGAAAGUUUCCUUCUACGCGAACCAACCGUCGAAAUCAUGGUUCAACCGACAUACAAUCAAAUUUGAAUGAAAUAAUCGAAGAAUGUGAAUACGACAGUGAUAUUGGAAAGUUUCGUUGUCGCACCGACGAUGCUGAUGAAAUGGGUUACGGUCUUCGCGAUUACGAAGAUUCGGAAACGAGCGUUACUUCUUGCGACGACGAUCUGAAUGACGUUGAUGUAGGAUGUGAUGAUGAUGUGGGUGGUGAAGCUUUCACUCCGACUAAUGCUCAACCCACCAUGGCCGAUUCAAUUGUUCGUCGGAAUAUACCGUCAAACGAUCUGGACACCCCAAUAUUGAGUUCAAAGACCGAAACCAGUGGAACCGAAAAUUUUAACAUCGUUCAAUAUGACGUCGACUCGAUAAAAACUGAUGAGCAUAAAGUGGUUACGAAGAGAAUCGAAUUUUUUGAAAAUGCUGCAAAUAGUAGUAUGAAGAUACUGAACUGCGAAACGUCUGCCAUCUUAAAUACUGCGGGAUUCAAAAAUGAGGGGGAAAUUGUCGAAACCCCGCAAAUGUCCAUAGCAAACGAGCCCUACAGUGCUAAAAACGAUUCUCAUCGACGUGAAUCCGAUCACCCAGUGAUUUCAACAAUUCUAUGUCUAGGAACUUUUUUGUUUACGGUCAUUUAUUUAUAUUUGUAUCCUUUGUCGUAGUUUGUUAAUUUUUAAUAUUAUGUUUUUUUUUUGUGUUUUCAAAAUGGAAUGGGCAAAGUGUUCUUAUAACAAAACAAAAUCUCUUUUGGUUAAUUUUUUUCUGAAACCGUCUUUGUUUUUAUCGAAAAUUAGUAUGAAAUGCAUUAUCUAUAUUUACAAAGAUAAUUAUCUUUGGUCAUUAAGAUCUGGAUGGAAAAAAAUCCUAAAAUAUCUUCAAUAACAAUUAUUUAUGUUUACAUAUAUUGCAAGAUAGCUUCUUUGUCCACCAACAACAAAUAGUUUGUUGGGAGCUAAUGUUUAGUAUUAUUCAAGGGGGUAAGUGCUUAAAUAAGUGAUAUCGUGAAGUACAUCAUUUGACCAGUUACGAAAUUCCAUUGAAAAUAUUUACUUUUUUUUGCUUAAAACAUUAUGUUUAGUGUCAUGAUAAAACAAUGCUUCGAAAUCAUCACUUCAUUUCCUUUAAGGUAACAAAACAUCACUUCAAGAAUCAUUCAAAGUGGCUAGUGACACAAUUCAUUUUGCUUUGAAUUAAUUUAAAAGAGGCUUAUUUAUUUAUUUUCUGUAUUUUUCUAUAUUUAUUUUGAAUAACUUUUAUAGUUUUGUAUUUGAAAUGCUUUUGAAAUCCAAGUGGAGGCAUAGUACUUAUUGAAGUAUUUACCAAUUUAAGUUCCAAAAUCAGUUCCAUGAACGUAUAACUUCUAUAUCUAUUAGAUUAGAUAAUUUUCUCCUAGUUGGCUAAUUUGAUCUUAGCUUUUUAGUGCCAGGAAGAUACAAUCAAUAAUCAAAAGUUGGAGAGUUACUAUUACUUAAGCAAAUGUGUGGCUACAACGCAUGUUUAACGUGCAUGGUAGAGACGAGACAUAGAACAGGAAAUAAGAAACAAUUUGAGCAGGAAAUUAUACACAUAAAAAAGAGGAGUAAUGAAAUCAUGAGAGAUGCCUUAUAACAAAUAAAAUGUUAAGCACGCUAACCUUUAGCUAAGAGUGUAUCAUUGCCACAGUGAAAGGCAAAUAUUAUUUUCCAAUGAAGCCAACCAAUCUUAUAAACAUUAAAACAACAUUGAAUUAGGUUUAUUUCGUUAAAUCAUGCAAUGUAAGUACAUGUAUUUGGUUAAUACAUGUAAACAUUAUUACGGUACCGGUAACCUGCAUGAAAGUUAAUGGCUACUAGCGUUAUUCGAAAAUAAUGCAAAAUAGAACUCGUACUUUAUUUAACUAAGUUUAAUAACGAAGUAUUAAAUUCCAGUAAAAGUUGCACUCAUUCCAUGUAAUGUAAUGUUUUAUAUUACCAAGAUUUCCAAACGCAAAAAUCUCUUUACCAAAUAUUAAAGUUCAAACAAAAGUAAUAUUUUUUUAGGUUAUUUUGAAUGCUAUUUAGUUUAAAAUCGUUUUGAUGUUCUCGUAUCCGUGCGAUUUUUUUUUUUGGAAUAUUUUUUAUCUUUUAAGGCAGAACAUCUCACGACUGUAUCUUCUUAAGUUAAGUUUAAGUGCAUUAGUUUAAAAUUAUGUCUGGACUGAGGCAACAUCUACUUAUUUACAAACAGCAAACCAAAGGGUUUCCGAAUUACGCUGAAAGGGUUCAAACUUCAAUCCUGACCGAGUAAAAUAAUUUAUGAUAGUGACAAUAUCCAAACAUUAACAGAGCAGAAUUUUAUUGGUUACUUAUAACAAAAAACAAUAGCAGAUAAAUGUUCUCUUCACAGUUGUUGAAUGACAACCGAUGUAGAUGAAACAUUGAAACCCCUAGUGCAGUAAUAUUUCACCCUAGUUUUGAUAUAACAUAAAACCUAUUGCUAUACAACAUUGCAAAAGUAGUGCUCAGGUGAUUAUAGAACACAAAGAUUCAGGAAUAGAGUUUAUAGAAGUGUAUAACAUUCUGCAUUGCAAAAAAUACCUUUAUUUUUGUAAUAGUUAUAUCAAUUGCAUCAUUCCAAGGAAUUUGAACAAUUUCCUUAAAUAUCUGUCUCGUUCAAUUCACCGUUUACGCUGUUUAGAUUCAAAAUAAGAAAAGAAUAUUAUUCGGCAAAGAGUUGCAUCCAUAAACAACACAAGAUCCAAAAUAGUAAAUGUGCACUUAACAAGGGUCUUGAUUAAUUUGCAUUACACAGGAACGAUCUGCAUUAAAAUUAAAAACACAGAUACAAUAGCUUUCUUGGUCGGACACUUUUCCUUAUGCUAUAACCACACGCCGUUUAAGACUGCUAGGAAAAAAUAAUUUUAUUGAAGAAAUGUUGUAGCUUUCUCUAAUACCAUGUCCCGCUCAUGCUAAUAGCAUGACUAUUAAUUUAUCAACAAAAGAAAAGCAUUAUCACGCUUAUACAUGCAUUGCUGUUUCCAUAAAACGACAUUCUUUUGACUGUCGUUUGUGCUUGAGUUUAUACAAAAUCAAUAAAAAUACAUCUUACGUGUAUGCGUUUCUCGACAACGAU
Messenger RNA from Anopheles arabiensis, 7017 nucleotides. RefSeq names its product leucine-rich repeat and calponin homology domain-containing protein (gene Lrch). The record is from RefSeq and is a predicted model, not a curated record. NCBI's taxonomy places the organism in Eukaryota, Metazoa, Arthropoda, Insecta, Diptera, Culicidae. Gene Ontology annotation, molecular function: protein binding. The transcript has 9 exons. The coding region runs from base 846 to 4589 and encodes 1247 amino acids.